Phyllotreta striolata is the source of this 898-nucleotide messenger RNA. Lineage: Eukaryota; Metazoa; Arthropoda; Insecta; Coleoptera; Chrysomelidae. The record is from the annotation of a GenBank genome assembly.
GAUGGUACGGCGGCGGCGGUGGCGGCAUCUUAACUGCGCGUCCGCCCCUUCCUGUCCCCCAGCUCGGCCGCGGACACGCGUUGUUUAUUUGAAUAGGCCAUUCGAAAAUAUUUGUUAAUUGACCGCCGUUGUUAUUCGAUCAAUUUGUAAGUACUAGAGACAUGAAGUGGCUGCCGGUGGUUCUGUUUUUCGUCACGAACAUCUACGCAAAUAACCUCAAGGUUACAAUUUUAUACGAGUCCUUAUGUCCAGACAGUGUAAACUUUUUGAAAAAUCAAUUUUACCCAACAUACAACAUCCUAAAGGAAAAACUUGAUGUCGAAUUAGUACCCUUCGGAAAAGCGAAUGCUACUAAAAUAAACAACACUUGGUACUUCCAUUGCCAACACAAAGAGGCCGAAUGUUAUGGUAAUAAAGUCCAAUCCUGCGCCAUAGAUUUAACGCCUAAAAAUGUUAGCGUGGAAUUCGUAAUGUGCGCUAUGAAGUCAGGAGAUGCCAGCGACGACACCAUUUUGAAACAGUGUGCAGGUGAUAGCAAUGUAACAUGGUCAGAUAUCGAAAAUUGCUUAAAUUCCGGCAAAGGAGAUGCCCUGUUAGCCAAAAACGGGGAAAAAACUAAUGAAUUGAGACCAAACAUACCGAUGGUACCAACGAUUAUUCUCAACGGCGUUUAUAGUGAGGCAGUGCAGAAUUUGGCUUUGAAAAAUUUUCAGGAUCUCGCCGCGCUAAUACUAGAAGAACAAAAAAGCGGAGGCGAUAGUUCAAUCGAUUUUUCGAAAAAAAUAGUAUUCUUUGCUAUGGGGCUCUACAUAUUACUUGUAGUAUAGUUGUACUACAUUUCAUUAGAACAAUAAAUAUGUAAGCACAUUUCGUUGGUAAUAAAGCAAUGUAUUCGAAA